UUACUCAUAGGACGUCACGCGGAAAUACAUUCAACAAAGAUGGCAGCGUCCUUGAUAAGCAAAUGUUGACUGCAGUGAAGUGUCAAAAAAUGCCCCAUAGUUGUAAAUCAUUCUCAGAACGGCAACGUGAAAGCUGACAAUAGAAGACUGUGAACAGCUAACAUGGAAAAAAGAGAAUUCACUGCUUCGCUAGUGGCGGGGGGCUGUGCUGGGAUGUGCGUGGACCUCACCCUCUUCCCCCUGGACACCAUUAAGACCAGACUGCAGAGCCAGCAGGGCUUCACCAAGGCUGGGGGUUUCCGUGGCAUCUAUGCAGGGGUUCCAUCUGCUGCCAUCGGCUCUUUUCCCAAUGCUGCUGCGUUCUUCGUCACUUAUGAAAGCACCAAGUCCGCGCUCGGAGCCCACGGAGCCCUCUCAGCCCCACACAUGGCACCUGUCACUCACAUGCUUGGUGCCUCCCUGGGAGAAGUAGUGGCAUGUCUGAUCAGGGUGCCUACUGAGGUGGUGAAACAGAGGACGCAGGCCUCGCUGUCCUCCAACACCUACCAGGUGCUGCUGGCCACUCUCAGAGAGGAGGGUGUCAGAGGCUUGUACAGGGGCUACAAUAGUACGGUACUCAGAGAGAUCCCGUUCUCUCUGGUCCAGUUUCCACUGUGGGAGUAUUUAAAGACUCAGUGGUCACGGAGGCAAGGUCACACUCUCUACUCUUGGCAGGCUGCAGUGUGCGGAGCUUUUGCAGGUGGAAUAGCAGCAUUCGUGACCACUCCCCUGGACGUGGCUAAGACCAGGAUCAUGUUGGCCAAGGCCGAUGGUGGCUGGCCCGCUCCAGGAGGCUGAAGUGCGUGAUGUUCCUCCGCCUCCUCUAGACAUCGAGGGGGUUCCGGCGUACUCUGUUCGAUCCAUUUUGGAUUCGAGACGUCGGGCGAGGGUCCUUCAGUACCUCGUGGACUGGGAGGGGUACGGGCCGGAGGAGAGAUGCUGGGUUCCGGUGGAGGACGUGUUAGAUCCUUCCAUGUUAUCAGAAUUCCACCGUCUCCAUCCGGAUCGCCCUGCACCUCGCCCUCCGGGUCGUCCCCGAGGCCGGUGUCGACGCGCAGCUGGAGCCGCGCGUCAGGGGGGGGGUACUGUCACGACUUCUGCCGAAGUCGUUGCCUCUCCUUGUUCGGGCGGUGCUCGGCGUUCGACGUCACCGGUCUUCUAGCCAUCAUUGAUCCUUUUUUCAUUUUCCAUUGGUUUUGUCUUGUCUUCCCACACACCUGUUUUCAAUCGCAUUCAUUACCUGUUUUGUGUAUUUAACCCUCUGUUUCCCCUCAUGUCUUUGUCAGAGAUUGAUUUGUUGUCUGUGUAGUGUGCUUGUUUGUAUAGGUGCGCGUCGGGUUUUCGUACCCAUGUUUUGUUUGUUUGUACAUUUAUUGUUAUGGAGCAUACUCGUGGAACUUUAUUAAAAGACUCCAUAUUUAAACUCCA
Messenger RNA from Oncorhynchus nerka (sockeye salmon), 1467 nucleotides. RefSeq names its product solute carrier family 25 member 26 (gene slc25a26). The coding region runs from base 163 to 837 and encodes 224 amino acids. Gene Ontology annotation, biological process: transmembrane transport. Gene Ontology annotation, molecular function: S-adenosyl-L-methionine transmembrane transporter activity. NCBI's taxonomy places the organism in Eukaryota, Metazoa, Chordata, Actinopteri, Salmoniformes, Salmonidae. The record is from RefSeq and is a predicted model, not a curated record. Gene Ontology annotation, cellular component: mitochondrial inner membrane. The transcript is spliced from 9 exons.